Messenger RNA from Vespa crabro (European hornet), 3686 nucleotides. RefSeq names its product serine/threonine-protein kinase D3 (gene PKD). Bases 516 to 3104 code for a protein of 862 amino acids. Gene Ontology annotation, biological process: protein phosphorylation. The record is from RefSeq and is a predicted model, not a curated record. Gene Ontology annotation, molecular function: ATP binding; protein serine/threonine kinase activity. The transcript has 14 exons. Lineage: Eukaryota; Metazoa; Arthropoda; Insecta; Hymenoptera; Vespidae.
AUAUUCGCAGGUAUGUUCACAUAUACCGUACGAUAUAAAGGGGAUUCUAAAAUCCCCGAGCGUACCGAUGUCCUAUGUGACGUUGGAUUAGUAUAGUAUACGUGUGUUAGUGUCAUAUAUAUACUAAGUAAAUCCAUUGAUUUGUUUAAAACUUUGACGAAACGAACGACAACCUGAUGAUUAUCGCGAGAAUAAAACGUUACGCGAGCGUACGAGCUCUUUUUAUAAGAAACUUCAAAAUAUUCUAACCGAUCAUUGCGAAUGUGCAAAAAGGUUUAUGUCAAGGUGGGUCGGUCAGAGAUAACUGUAAAAUGUCAUUGACGAAUGUGUGUCAGGCAUGGAGUUGACGCUCCUCGAUGACACUUGUGGAAACAAUCGACUUGAAAAUCGCGCAAUUUUUAAUUUAACGUGACUCUAAGGAAUAUCAACGUAAUCCGUAAAAACAAUUGUUUUUCUACAAAAAUGCAUCAAAUACUCGCUCAGCAAUACCAAGAGAUCUACCAAGUUUUUGACAGAUGUUUCAGUUAACGACAUAUAUAGGAUUGCUCCUGAAUUUUCUAAUCAGCUUCACAUCCAUGUAUAAAAUAAGAACUGGUAAAAUCAUGGAGGGACCAGAAGUUACAUUUCUAUUUCAAUUUGGUUUAACUCGUGAUACAGUCACUGUUGAAGCUAGUACAUUGACACUUAAGGCUUUAAAAGAUUUUGCGUGUAAUUUUAUAAAUGCCAAGUGUCCAGAUCAUGGGUUAAGUCAUCUAUAUGAGAGAUUGCUUCUGUUCAAGCAUGAUUAUAGUUCUACAAAUAUUUUACAACUUAUAACAAAUGCAAUGGAGGUUGUAGAUGAAACACUAGUUGAAAUUGUUCUGACUGCUCAAGUGCCAAGUGAAGAUGUUCCCAUUCGUCCUCAUGCUUUAACAGUUCAUUCUUAUAAGGUUCCAACAUUUUGUGAUUUUUGUGGUGAGAUGUUAUUUGGUCUUGUGCGACAAGGUCUUAAAUGUGAAGGUUGUGGUAUGAAUUAUCAUAAACGUUGUGUUACUAAAGUACCUAAUAACUGCUCGCAAGAUAGCAGCCAAAGGCGGCGUAGUUCUGCAAUGUUAAAUGUGCCAAGAUCACCGAGUCAAGGAUCCACAAGCAGCUUGACCAGCAUUAGUGAUGACAAUCAUAGUGCAAAUAACACAUCUAAUCCAAAUCAAAGUAAUAAUACUUUGGCAGUUCCAAGUAUAGUUACUCCAAAACAAUCUCGUUCACCAUCAUUGAGUGGAAAAACAAUUUGGGUUGAGAAAGAAGUUGCAACUCGUAUAAAAAUUCCACAUACAUUUGUAUUGCAUACAUAUACGCGACCGACAGUAUGUGGGCAUUGCAAAAAAUUGUUAAGAGGCUUAUUCAAGCAAGGCCUACAGUGUAAAGAUUGUCAAUACAAUGCACACAAAAAAUGUAUUGAAAAAAUUCCAAAAGAUUGUAUUGGAGAGAAUCCACGUGAUAAUACUGGCAAUGAAUAUCCUGAUAGUGGUGUCGGUAGUGAACCAGAAGGUAAAUGUGAUGGUAGAAAUGAAGAAGGAGAUGGGGAUAGUGAUACAGAAUUACUUUUGCCCGUUAAAAUGUCUACGUACAUAACAGAUGAAAAUAAAACACCUGAUGAGUAUACAGAUCACAUACCAACGAAUGAAGAUGUUAAUUAUGAUGAAUUUCAAAAAUCUAGACCAUCUAGUUGCAGUUCUACUCCAAGUAAUAACAUUCCAUUAAUGCGUAUAGUUCAAAGUGUUAAGCAUACGAAACGACGUGGUUCAAAGGUUUUGAAAGAAGGUUGGAUGGUACAUUUUACAAAUCGCGAUCCUGUGAGAAAAAAACAUUAUUGGCGACUUGAUACAAAGGCUAUAACACUUUUCCAAAGUGAUAGUAGCUCUAAAUAUUAUAAGGAAAUUCCACUUGCUGAAAUUCUGUCGAUCGAAACAGCUAAAAUACCUCGUUCGCAUAUAAUGCAUUGUUUUGAAUUAAAAACCUCAACCAUUGAUUAUUACGUUGGAGAAGAUCCAACCUAUGGUGAUAACAAUGGUCAAGUUCCUGCACCAGAAAGUGGCAUAGGUGUACACGUAGCUAGAUCAUGGGAAACUAAUAUUAGACAAGCACUUAUGCCUGUAACUACAGCUUCCACUAUUGCAGACCAAGAAGAUCCUACAGAACCAGAAGAAAAUGUGACCGACAUGUCGCAACUAUAUCAGAUAUUUCCGGAUGAAGUUUUAGGAUCAGGACAAUUUGGUAUAGUUUAUGGUGGUGUGCACCGUAAAAGUGGUAGAGCAGUUGCCAUUAAAGUUAUAGAUAAAUUACGUUUUCCUACGAAACAAGAAGCACAACUUAAGAAUGAAGUGGCUAUUUUACAAAAUCUAUCUCAUAGCGGUGUCGUCAAUUUGGAGCGUAUGUUCGAGACGCCAGAACGAAUAUUUGUUGUUAUGGAGAAAUUGAAAGGUGAUAUGUUAGAGAUGAUAUUAAAUUCGGAAAAGGGACGUUUAAGUGAAAGAAUAACAAAAUUUCUUAUCACUCAAAUUCUGGUUGCGUUGAAGCAUUUACAUAGUAAAAACAUAGUUCAUUGCGAUUUGAAACCUGAAAAUGUUUUACUCAGUAGUGACAAUGAAUUUACUCAAGUGAAACUCUGUGAUUUUGGUUUCGCACGAAUUAUCGGAGAGAAAAGUUUUAGAAGAAGUGUUGUCGGAACACCAGCGUAUUUAGCUCCCGAGGUUUUGAGAAAUAAGGGCUAUAAUCGUUCUUUGGAUAUGUGGAGCGUAGGAGUUAUUAUUUAUGUAUCUUUAAGUGGUACAUUUCCAUUCAACGAGGAAGAGGACAUCAACGAACAAAUUCAAAAUGCUGCAUUUAUGUAUCCACCUACGCCUUGGAAAGAAAUUUCAUCCGAUGCUAUUGAUUUAAUCAACAAUUUAUUACAAGUAAAGCAAAGAAAAAGAUAUACGGUAGAUAAAAGUUUACAACAUGUCUGGUUGCAGGAUUAUCAAACAUGGUGCGAUUUAAGAGAACUGGAAACAAAAGUAGGAUACCGUUAUUUAACUCACGAGAGCGAUGAUGCUCGUUGGACGGCAUAUGGUGAUCAUUGUACAUGACAGAACCAUCCGCCUACUAUAAACAUCGAAUCAUUGCCAAUCCCUUUGCCAAUACACAAAGGCUGGGUUCGUUGUGCUCGAGCAACGUUGCGACGAUUCAUUCGUGCCUGAAUUGAAACAAGUGCAUGCAAAGUAGAGUAAAUAUCAUCUUUCGCUUUAAAUGUAUCUAUUUCGUUAUGAUAUAGAUAUCGUAGUUACUGAUCUACCGAUCUUAAAAAUACAUAUUACAGAUAUCACAUUUAAGCAACUUUGUUCAAAAGUAUAAUGUUGAAUUAAUAGAUAUAACAAUAUUGUGAGACAAAUGCAUCAAAAGGCCUUUCCAGUCUUCACAUGAUACAUGUUUUUAUAAUAUAAUCGUCUCUUCAUGAAAUUUUUCUAGUACUCGAUGUUCGACUAAUCGUAAGAAAAUGAUGUUUCGAUCAAUUUGAAAUUUAAUAUUAUUGAAACUAAGCUUUUAGCCUUACGUUGUUAUGCGUGUAUUGAUAUAAAAGUAGGAUUCAAAGUAAAAUACGCUAGUAUAUAAUUUUUCAAGUAUUACACGAUUAAAAAUGAUUGCUUCGAAAUGAAUGGGGCGUAAGGAAA